Messenger RNA from Malania oleifera, 2001 nucleotides. RefSeq lists its product as uncharacterized. Bases 404 to 1693 code for a protein of 429 amino acids. The record is from RefSeq and is a predicted model, not a curated record. Lineage: Eukaryota; Viridiplantae; Streptophyta; Magnoliopsida; Santalales; Ximeniaceae. The transcript is spliced from 14 exons.
GGGACUAGGAUGGUCGCGGGCUGAGAACAGGUGGCGCGAGGGAGGCAAAUGCUAUUUUGGGAUCGCAAUCUCUCCGGCAACGAUGCUUUACCCUUUAAAAGCCUUCCUGUUACGCAACUCCACGUACAUACUUCCUCCACGCUCUCAUGCCCUUCUCUUUACUCUUCCCCUUUCUUCUCCGAUCUCCAUUUCCAUAUCCGCCCCUCGGUUUCAUGUCCUUUUUACUUCCUGGAGGACCCUGCACCUCUUCCGGUCGGAAGCAAUCUUAGAGACCUUUUGUCUGUUGAGUUCCUAACAUGAAACUGUAACUCUGGUGAGGCACUUAUACAUUUGAUCGGAUUAUUUUGAAGUUGGCAUUUCAGGAUCUGAGAGACCAAAAGAAACAUCCAGCAAUCCUACUAGAAUGGCUGUCAGCUUCAAAUAUUGGGAUGAUUGUGUUGAUCCACCAGACAUGGAUGCCAUGUGGAUGAAUGCUGAAGUGAGCACUGAAUGGAAUGAUGCUGGAGAGAAUAGAGGACAGAAAGUUCACCUCUCUCGGGAUCCAGAUGGACAGCCUUUUCUCACACAAACCGAGAUGAGGGCUGUGGCUGGGAUUAUUGUCUCAAGGCAUUUUGAUUCACAGAUAGAUCCGGACAUGAUUUGCGCUGUAGCUGAACUUGAAAGUGACAGACAGCCCCUUGCUGAACGGUAUAACCGCAAAACUAAGGAGACCACUAUGGGAAUCAUGCAACUUUUACCAAAAACCGUGGAUUGGAUGGUGAGUGAAUUGGGUUACCGGACAUACGAAGUGGAAGGAAAUCCAACACUGUUGUACAGGCCUUUUGUAAAUGUAUACCUUGGCUCUGCCUACCUCAAGUGGCUAUCAAACUAUGAACAAAAAGAAAGAAGCGAAGAGUUUGUAGUUAGGUCUUAUAAAGGUGGUGCAAAAAAAGCAACUCACAAAUCAACUUUGCCAUAUUGGAGACGGUAUCUUUCUGUCAAAGAAAGUCUUCCUUCAAGGAAAGUUUUUGAAGAUGGUCCUGUGCUGAACAAUUCUUCUGCAUCUUCUGCACAGCCUGCACCAGUUUCACGAAAUGAAGGCGAGGGAGCUGGUGUUGUUUACACAUACUGGGACUCUAGAGCUUCCCCUGAAGACAUGGAAGAGAUGUGGAAUAAUCCUGAUGUUACGAGAGAGUGGACCAAAUCUGGAGAGAGACGGGGAAAAGUACGAUUUUCUCAUGAUGCAAAGAAGAGGCCCUAUCUAUCCCGGGUAGAGGUGAAGGCAGUUGCAGAAAUCAUUCUUUCGAAACAUUUUAGCACAAGAGGAGUUAAACCUACAGUUCUAUGCGCUCUUGCUGAGAUUGUUAGCAUGCGCUUUAUUAAUGGGGCUGGACCACGUAUUGGUGUAAUGGGAAUUGACUACUCCACUGCUCUCUGGCUUUACAAGGAUUUGGGCUACAAUGCUUACCGCAUCGAGUCUGUCGAUGAUCUGGGCAAGCCAUUCAUUUCCAUGUACUUUGGUGCUGCCUAUAUGGCUUGGUUAUCAGAAUAUGAAGGGAGAGAAAGAACUCCUGAGUUUGUUGUGCAGGCUUACCUUGGAGGGCCAGAAAAUGUUAGUCUGCAGGAAACGGGUCCGCUCUGGCUCAAAUUUGAGGAAGCGUUACUCGGUUAUGAAGAGAUAAAGAGGGAACAAGGAAGCUGCUCCAUUUUAUAAACCAACUGGUUGUACCUUAGCAUUUCUUUUCCUUUCUGGAUCUACUCUUAAGCGUGGCACUGAAUUAUACUGUUUGGAAUGACUGGAGUGAAUGUUUUCAUUUAACGGAAAUGAAGUAGUUCAUAUUUCUGAGCAACUUCUGCAUUGUUAUCUUCUUGCCAAUGAGAGCUUUUGUAUUUGCAAGUACCUCUGGAGCCCUUCCCCCUUCUUAUUCUGUAAUUAGUGAGCUGUUUUUUUUUUUUUUUUUUUUUUUUUUUUUUUUUUUUGUGGUUCAUUAUGAGAAAAAUGAAAUUCAAUAUUUUUCAUCA